Messenger RNA from Cyprinodon tularosa, 1319 nucleotides. Its product is annotated as leptin-like. The record is from RefSeq and is a predicted model, not a curated record. The transcript is spliced from 2 exons. NCBI's taxonomy places the organism in Eukaryota, Metazoa, Chordata, Actinopteri, Cyprinodontiformes, Cyprinodontidae. The coding region runs from base 533 to 1006 and encodes 157 amino acids.
AGUAAGAGAUGACUCAACAGCUCUCCAAUAUAAGAUACCCUGAUGGAGGCAACCCAUGUCAACGAUUCAAGCACCAAGCGAGGUAAGGUUUCACUCUCAGCCUCUAUUUGAAAAAACUUAUUUACUUUUAAAGGAAUUUCCCACUCUGUUACCAUCACAAGCGCCGUUUAUCUAUUUGAGUAUAUUUGUCUUUGAUCAGAAUAAAACCUUGUUGGAUUUUGAGAUGCUUUAGUUCAUAGAUUAUACAGAAGCAUGUUGUGUAAAUACAAUUUGGUGUUGCUUUAUCAUGCCUGAUAUACUUUCGAACGACAAAAAAACAAAAAGGUACUCAUAAAAAAAAAAAAUAAAAAAUGUUAGCUACAGUCUGAACUUUGAUCGUGUUACAGGUUGGGGAAAACCAGAGAUCUCUGUUACAAAUAUUUGCUGGUACAAUAAUGAAACAAAAUGUAUCCAAUUUUUAAAGUGAAAGACAGAAAGAGCUUAAUUCUGACAAUCACUAAUAUGACUUUUUCCCAUUUCUAUAAAGGAAAAUAUGACUAUGGACUACACAUGGGUGAUCCUGUUUUCCUUGCUUCAUGUUCUAACUGUGGGUACAGGAAUGCCUUUGCCAGAAGACAAGAGCAAUAUUGAUCAAAUAAUAAGAACACUAAUGGUUAGACUGAAAAUAUUGAAGACGACUCAACACUUGAUUGUCACCCCUCCCACUGAACUGCAAGGGUUUUCAUCCAUAGUAGAAUCCCUGAAAGCCUACAACAGGUCGAUCUCUGAUAACUUGAUGGAUGUUAGCCAAGUCAAAACUGACAUCUCUAAAUUGGCUAACACCAUCACCAACGAAUGGAUGAACUGCACGGCAAGAACACCAGAAAUCAUACUUCCCAAGCGGCUGCGUGACCUCCAGGAGAAGGACCCUAACCUUUUUGAAAGCGUGACGGAAAUGGCGGUCCAUGGCUUGAAAGAGAUCCUCAAACUGCUCCAGGAAAAUUUUGAUAGUAUUGCAUCUUGCUGAAAAAUGGACACCUUUGAUAAUGGGGCAACAUCUGGAUGAAUGACUUACUGCAAUGUGAAGAACUUUAGAGUCAUGAAACUUGAUAAAAAGCCCUUUAAAAAGCAGGCCAUUUAUCAUGUGCAAAGAUUUGUAAACUCUGCACUAGCAUGAUGAGGUGGAAUUUAAUACAAUCUUAAUUGUAUUUUUAAAAGGCACUUAUUUUUAUGUAGAAUAUAUGUAUGUCUUGUAUUUAUUUAUUUUCCUACUUAUUUAAUCAAAGCAAUUUAAGGGACAAGCUCUCAGUGAGAGUGUUUAGUCAAGUCUAAAUGAUUUU